UAAUGUGGUGCAUACCAACUUGUCACACACAGACACGCAAUCAUACAACCUUACGUUCUUGCCAAUAUUGCCUCACUGUCAAGAAAUAGAGAUGGAGAGAGACGAAGCAGCUGGUGAAGCUGUGGAAGGCAGGUAGAACAUUUGGUGUCUACAGCUCUGGCUGUGCCUAUGGGUGGAGAUAACAGCUAGCAUGGCAUCCAUUCGACGCAGACUCAGGAAGCAGGUGGUGGUGUUGGUAGUACUACUGGGAGUAGUGCUGAUGGUAUACUACAUGUUGCUCUUCUCAGGUCCUGUCACCACCACUACUACAUCCACUGUCUUCCCUGUAGUUGUCUUCAGCUGGCUAGGAGAUUAUGGUGUUGAGGGUGUGCGGCCAGAGCUCCCCACAGUGUAUGUCAUCACACCUACAUACAGACGGCCAGAGCAAAUUCCAGAGCUUACUCGCCUUGGCCAGACUCUGAUGCACGUCCCUAAGGUGCAUUGGCUGGUGGCUGAUGAUGCGACCUUCAUUAACCAGCUGGUGGUGGAUUACCUUAAGAGUACAGGCAUACACUUCACCUACCUCCUCAGUGAGUACACACAACUAGGAUACUAA
Molecule: messenger RNA, 595 nt
Organism: Portunus trituberculatus (swimming crab)
Lineage: Eukaryota; Metazoa; Arthropoda; Malacostraca; Decapoda; Portunidae
Product: galactosylgalactosylxylosylprotein 3-beta-glucuronosyltransferase I-like
Exons: 4
Coding region: 191-595 (134 amino acids)
Biological process (GO): carbohydrate metabolic process; chondroitin sulfate proteoglycan biosynthetic process
Cellular component (GO): Golgi membrane
Molecular function (GO): galactosylgalactosylxylosylprotein 3-beta-glucuronosyltransferase activity
Source: RefSeq, a predicted model, not a curated record